AUGAGCUGAAUGCGUGCUGCCUACUGAGAGCGAUGGCCACUCUCGUCCGCUCAUGCCCACGCUCAAAGCUCUCCCCGCAGAACCCGGACGGUGCCGCCUCUGAGCACACGCCGCCGUCGCCGCUCCGCAUCUCCUCCCCCGCACUUCCUCUCCCUCUCGCGCUCGCCCACCCACCGCCGGCGUCUCCAACCCUGUCCUUUUCUUCAUCCUCCGCUCUUGCAAAUGUAGAAUCCUCGAGCCCGGCCGAGUCAGACGACAUCGACACCCUCGUGCUCCCGCCGUCGAUCUGCGACUCCCCCGCCGAACUCGCCCUCCCGCUCUCGCUCUCGCACUCGAUCUCCCCUUCCUCCCACAACACCAACAACAGCAGCAUGAUGAUACACCGCCAUUCCGCUCCCGCCUCGCUGCGCAUGCUCGACAGCCGCGGCGGAAGCGCCCUGCUCACGCCGUACCUCUCGUCGACGGCCUCGCCCGUCGCAAGACAGACGCCGUACCAGCACUACUUUUGCGACAACCUCUAUCAGAAAUUAUGGGCCCUGCGCAGCAGCGACUCGGGCCACCGAUCAUCUUACGGCGACCAGUACACCACCGCGCCCGCAUCCUCUUCUUCCCCCCGCAAACUCUCCUCCUGCUCAUACACCUCCGCCUCCUCGUCCUCGUCAUCGCCAUCGUCCGCGUGCGACGACCACAUACCCCUCCCGCCGCCAUGCCAGUCCCGCGCGCUCUGGGCAGCCAGCCGCCGGCGCACCGCGAGUCAGCCCGAAUCCGCCGCCGUGCCGCCGCGCGCGUGGGCGUUCUUUGGGCGGCAGCCGGGGGGCGAGAUGGCGAAUAUCGAUGCCGCGAUGCAGACUGGGUUUGAGCAGACCGAGAGCCGGGGCGGGCGCCAGAGUCGGCUAAGGUCUGUGUAGGUCUCCUCAUCAGAUGUGCGGUCUGUUGAGUAAAGUAUUUGGGAUCGGCUGGUUUUACUAAGCUUGUUAAUUGCUUCUUUUUUGUUCCCGGAGUUGCGGUUUGGUCUUAUAAUCAUCAAAUACAUGGCGCUUGCUUUCUCCUCUUCCAUUCCACUUACAAGAUCUCAAAUCUCAAGAACUCAUCAAAGUAGAUAUAUUUAACAAAAACCAGACUGUUUAUUAUUUAACAACAACAAAGCACAUACUCAAAGCCAAGCCGAGAGCUUACGACGAGCCGUACUUUGCAAUCAAGCUCUCCGCCAGCGCGAUGUACUCCUUCUCUGCCUCCUCGGUCGAUUUGCCCUUCAGCUUGUCCCACGCGUUCCACUUGUACUUGCCCUACACACAAAAUCAACCAGUUAGAGAAGAACUCUAGAAUAAGAAGGAAGGAAGGAGGAAAGAGGGAUGUACCUUGAGGUCAAAGACACCGGGC
This is a messenger RNA of Myxozyma melibiosi, 1380 nucleotides long. RefSeq lists its product as uncharacterized. The record is from RefSeq and is a predicted model, not a curated record. The transcript has a single exon. The coding region runs from base 33 to 908 and encodes 291 amino acids. Lineage: Eukaryota; Fungi; Ascomycota; Lipomycetes; Lipomycetales; Lipomycetaceae.